Molecule: messenger RNA, 1773 nt
Organism: Cutaneotrichosporon cavernicola
Lineage: Eukaryota; Fungi; Basidiomycota; Tremellomycetes; Trichosporonales; Trichosporonaceae
Exons: 2
Coding region: 1-1773 (590 amino acids)
Source: RefSeq, a predicted model, not a curated record
AUGGCCCUCCAACCCUCCCUUUCUGCUCCUUCGCGUCACAGCGAGAGCGACGGCGUAACCGUCGUCAACGAUCACACAUAUCGGUCCAAUGGGGCUGCCAGUAAGCAGCCGGCCCUCACCAAGGCUUUGUACAAGCCUCUUCCGGGUUCGCGCACCGAGACCGUGCAUCUCCCUUUCGUCGACGAAGCAUCCUACCUCGAUACUAAGCGCCCCUUCGUCGUCCCUAUUGGCACCGGUGGAGUCGUACAGGCGCUUCGCGAGCUCAACACCGAGCUGGUCGCUGCCGGUCAUAACUCGAUUAUCUCGGACAAGAGGCCGCACAACUAUGUCGGCCGCGAAGUCAAUCCAGGCAGCUUUGGCGUGUACGAGUUUGCGUCGGGCCCCAAACUGCUCCUCGACCCCGGCCGGUACCCCGGCCUUCCGUUGGCUAAUUGGAUUGGAUGCGAUUGGCGUGGAACAUACGACCUCGCCACAAACUUCCCGCCUCUCGGUCAGGGGAGUGGCGGGCUCGUUGCCGACGAGAAUAUUCAGCGACUAGGCCUCACCAUUGUCCAGGUUUCGCAGAACCAGGCUGCCGUGUGCCUCGACCCCCAAAUGCGCGUGUUCGUCAUUAGCGACCGCGGUUUCGUCGCCAUGGCCACAACGGGCGCGUACAAGGUCCUCGGACUCAUUGACCAGACACAUCUUUCCGAGUCGGUUGUCGACCGAUACUCGAAACAUGUGCUCGGACACACCCAGAGUGUCCGUCUCCCCAACAAAUACGUCGCCGCCACCUUUCUCGAUAUUCCCGCAAACCAUGCGGUAGUACUCCAGCGCGGUGACGAAAUGUUCCAGCUCGGAGCCGGACAGCAUUUCGUCACCACUCCCGGUGUGUCGCUCCGUGGCUUCUUCACCAUGGGCGAAGUACAGAUCGAACUCGAGUGCGACAACGUCUACACUCGUGACCAGGUACCUGUCUGGCUCCGCCUGUACCUCCGGUACCAGCUACAGCAACCUCUGCAGCUAGCACAGCACGGGUACCCGACACCGUUUGAUGCACUUCAGGACAAGGCGCGGAGUAUUCUCACCCAAAUCGUCGCGCAUCUCGACUACAGUACAAUGGCUCGGACGCGCAACGCUGCUCCCGAACUACAGGACGGCGGCGACGACGAUGUUGGAGCCGUCUUCGUCUCUGCUGUCCGCACCCAGGCAAUUGACGAGCUCAAGGUCGUAGCUUCCGAAUACGGUAUUCGGCUCGAGGACUUGGCCAUCAUCGACCGCAAGUUCAAGGGCGAGAUUGCUGCCAAACUCGAUAGUCUCACAACCCGCGCUCUUGAAGCCCAAGUCGAAUCUGCAAACUUGGACCGUGAGAACGCCAAUCGCGCAUUGAAGCAACAGGGUGAAGCGCGAGUCCUGCAGCUCCAGAACGCCAUGAAACGCGCCACCGUCGAAACCGACAACAUGAACGCCAUUGCCCGCGCUCGCGCAAAGGCCGAGUCUCUCACAAUCGAGGCAGAGGCAGAAGCCACGGCAAUCAAGCUUCGCGCCGAAGCACAGGCCGAGGCAACGCGGAUUCAGGCGCGCGUGGAUGCCGACAUUCGCGACGAGUUUGCCCGCAACCUCGCACAGGGCCGUCUCGAGGUCGAGCGCACAAAGGCGUACGGUAACGGAACCGUCUUUGCGCCCAUGGACGCCCUCCGGUCCGCCGGAAUGGUGGGCAUGGGCAUGUUUGGUCCGCGCCCCAUGCCAGCACCGGCGUCGCCUGGCGCAUCGGGCACUGUGUCGCGCAAGUAG